UAGACGAAAGGGCAAAAAAAAAGGGCUGCUUUUCUUUGUGCAUUGCGAUAAGGACUUGAGUAGUGAGAAAUUAAGACCCUUUUUUGUGCCAAUAGCUAAUCCCAACUGUGGCCCUCCUCUGUGCAUUUCUGAUCAGAGGUUCAGACGGACUUAAUUCAGCAAAAAUGUUCGACCUUUACUUGUCUCAAUUCAAAACCCACCUCGAUUCCGCUUCUAUGCCCUGCAAAGCUGUUCGAGAUUUAACCCACUUCACCAUAAUGUGAGUCGGUCUGUAUUUAGUUGAAAAAAAAUAUAUAAAAAGAGAAACCUUUUUACCUUCUUUUCCAGAGAGUCUUCUUCAACUUCUUGUUUGUUGUUGCUUUAACUGCUUCUGUGCUAUUGGGUUUUGAAGUUUUGGGCUUUGUCUGUGAGGGUUUGUGGUUUGCCUGAGAAGAUGCUUGGCGUUUAAGGUUUUAUGAUAGGGUUGGUGAGUGUGUGGACCUGUUUCAGCUUCUGUGUUGCUGUUUGUCUUCUGAAUGAAGCCUUGUAUCUUGUUUUCUUGGGUUUGGUAUGGCUUCCAUUGUUGUUUUUUUUUUUUCUUUCAAGUUCUUAGCCUUUUUAGAUUUGAAGUCCUUAAUCUUUCUGUCUUGACUCUUGAGUGAUUUAGAUUCUUGGGUUUCAUUUGAAUUGAUUCUCUUCUGUUUAUUUUAUGGUUUCCCCUUUUAGCUAGUCCUGUGUCUUUAAUUUUACGUCCAAGUUGCUUUGAAUCUAGGGUUUCUUCUUCUUCUUACAAACUGAUUAUCUUAGAUUUAAAGAGCUCCACAACUUACUUCCAAUGUAUCUUCUGUGGGGGAUUUGCUGCUCCAUUCUUGAAAAUGAUUGUGUGCUCAGGUCCUAGAUUGAAACUGAUCCACAUUUUGUUGGUUGGAAUGUGAACUCUGAUGGAUGUCAUUCAAGGUUCCUUUGACUUGAUGCAUCUUUUAGUGUUUCUUAUCUUUAUUUAAGCAAUUUAGUAGGUUAAUUUGUAGAAAACCCUCAAAGAGUCCACAUUGUUUAUUGUAAAACUCUGUGAUUGUACCAUAUAUUUGAGCAUAGGACAUUGGGGGUUAAGUUUAUUCAAACAGAAAUUUAGGCUUGUAUGCAUGGAUCAAAGAGAUGCAAUGGGGUUACCUGGGUCGCCUUCUUACUAUAUGCAGAGAGGCAUAUCUGGGCCUGGAACAGGAACGCAAUCUGGGUUGCAUGGAUCGUCAGCCAUUCGUUCCCUAUCUAAUCCAAGUAUGGCAUUUCAAUCAAACACUGUUGGCAGUAAUAUUGGAUCAACAUUGGCUAUGGAGCCUUCAACAACAGUCUCACCUCAUGGUGUCAAUAUGGGUGCACCAUCUGUCGUGCCACCAGGGGAGCCGGUGAAGAGGAAGAGGGGAAGGCCCCGGAAAUAUGGACCUGAUGGGACAGUGUCAUUGGCAUUGUCUCCAUCUUCAUCUACUCAUCCUGGGACAAUAACCUCAACCCAAAAACGAGGUAGAGGACGGCCACCAGGGACUGGGAGGAAGCAACAAUUAGCUUCCCUUGGUGAAUGGCUGUCUGGUUCAGCCGGGAUGGGCUUUACUCCACAUAUCCUCACUGUAGCAGUAGGGGAGGACAUUGCAACCAAAAUAAUGUCAUUUGCGCAGCAGGGACCAAGAGCUGUUUGUGUCUUAUCUGCCAAUGGUGCUGUCUCUACUGUAACUCUCUGUCAGGCAUCGUCUUCUGGAGGCACUGUCACAUAUGAGGGACGCUUUGAGAUUCUAUGUUUAUCAGGCUCUUACUUGGUCAGCAACAAUGGUGGAUCCCGCAAUCGAACCGGUGGUCUGAGCGUCUCCCUUGCUAGUCCUGAUGGACGUGUAAUUGGUGGUGGAGUUGGUGGUAUGCUUAUUGCUGCUACCCCUGUUCAGGUGAUAGUUGGACGUUUCAUAUGGGGUGGUCCGAAGACAAAAGCAAAGAAGGGCGAAGGUUCAGAUGGUGGAAGAGAUGCAGAACAAGAGACAGAUGACAACCCGGUAAGCCCAUCUGCAGCACUGCCAAGUCAAAGUCUCAAUCCGACGUCUUCUGUUGGCGUGUGGCCUGGUUCACGGCCAAUGGACAUGCGUAAUGCACAUAUUGACAUUGACUUGAUGCGCGGUUGACUAUAUCGUUUGGCACUUUGACGAGCAAAGCAUACUGCUGAGUUUAAGUGCAUCAAUAUCUAAUUUUUCCUGAAGUUCGAUGGACGGACUGAAUUCAGCUGAUUCUGGGACUUGAUUAUUCUUCACUUGCCCAUAUGGACAAUGGGGAUGUAGUCAUAUUUUGCAGCUUAAUGACAUCUUAGUUUGUGAUCUUAGCGCUAUGCUGUUAAUCGAUUUUGUGCUGUAGACAUUUCCUCCUUCAGAUUUAACCAAGAAAAAUAUAAGCUGUAGUACAUUUUGUGCAGCUUGUAUUGUAUUGCAGAA
This is a messenger RNA of Tripterygium wilfordii, 2444 nucleotides long. RefSeq names its product AT-hook motif nuclear-localized protein 9-like. NCBI's taxonomy places the organism in Eukaryota, Viridiplantae, Streptophyta, Magnoliopsida, Celastrales, Celastraceae. The transcript has 5 exons. Bases 1122 to 2141 code for a protein of 339 amino acids. The record is from RefSeq and is a predicted model, not a curated record. Gene Ontology annotation, molecular function: minor groove of adenine-thymine-rich DNA binding.